Molecule: messenger RNA, 399 nt
Organism: Miscanthus lutarioriparius
Lineage: Eukaryota; Viridiplantae; Streptophyta; Magnoliopsida; Poales; Poaceae
Source: the annotation of a GenBank genome assembly
AUGGCGAGUAUCCAGCUCUACGUCGCCGCGGCCUGCGCCGUCGUCCUCGCGCUGGCCGCCCCGGCUCUCGGCGGCGACCCCGACAUGCUCCAGGACGUCUGCGUCGCUGACUACGCCUCCCGUCGGCUUCAUCACCACCGCCAACAAGCUCUUCACCAAGACCCUCACCAUGGGGACGUCUUCGUCUUCCCGCGCGGCCUCGUCCACUUCCAGCAGAACAGGGGGUACGGCCCCGCCGCCGUCGUCGCCGGCUUCAACAGCCAGCUCCAGGGCACGCAGCAAAUCGCCAUGACGCUCUUCGGCGCCACGCCGCCCGUGCCCACCGACAUCCUCGCCAAGGCCUUCCAGAUCGGCAACGGGGAGGUGGAGCACAUCAAGGCAAACUUCGCGCCCAAGUAG